UGAAAUCCCUUAUUGAACAUUGUUCCACCAAGGACAGCAUCCUGAUCUCUAGUAUCUGACACAAAGAGCUUCUCGGGUGACUAAUCCCUCCUCCUUGUUGUUUUAAAGGGCACUAAUUAGGAUUAAUGUUGUUUCUGGUGUCUCCUGCUCAAAGAGUUCACACUGUUUCAUCAUCAGGAGACUCAUAUCUGCCACCGUGUUGAAGACUCUUUUAAUUAACUUUCGGCCAAAACAACACUCUUGAACACUGUUAGAGUUCCUCCCAACUGUUUUCACUUUUUAAUGCUUUCAGUCAUUUCCUGAACACAACAGGAGACGUUACGAUGACAAAAGGUCCAACGUGGCCGCUCCAGCGCCCCAAACGAUAUAAAAGAGGCCGAUAGAUACGAUGUUUGGGUCAGAACGACGAACGGAGCAACAGCUUUGGAGAGAAACUCGUCCAGGAAGCCGUCUGGUUUAAUAGCUGACCAACAUCUCCACCAUGAGACAGUCGCUGGUGUGCGUCCUCUUCUCGGCGGCGCUCUUGUUGGAGCGCUCUUCUCUCUCCGAGGCGUUACCCGUGGUCAAGGCCGACGACGGCUCCUUGGAGCAGGAUGCUUUCGCCUCGUUGCUAGGCGACGAGGCGGCAGAAAGCGGCGUCCUGGGCGAGGCGGAGCUGAAGAGCAGCCGGGGGCCCAGGGUCUUCGUCAUCGCCGACCCCGGCGUCUGGAGGGACCUCAGGCCGCUCCACGGCGGUCUGUCGCUCUACAAACGCAGAACGGACGACAACAGCCAAGUGGUGGAGCACCGAGACCAGGACCUGAACAUCCCCAUCCUGAGGAGGGACACCAUGAGGUGCAUGGUGGGACGCGUCUACCGGCCCUGCUGGGAGGUCUAGGACCACCACCACACCUCCACCUGCCUCACACCUAGCUGUAAUAUAAUAUCUGUGUAUCUAUAUUUAAAUUGUUGCAGAUCUGAGAAUUAAAACCUCUGAAUU
Centropristis striata (black sea bass) is the source of this 979-nucleotide messenger RNA. RefSeq names its product pro-melanin-concentrating hormone, like (gene pmchl). The coding region runs from base 482 to 877 and encodes 131 amino acids. NCBI's taxonomy places the organism in Eukaryota, Metazoa, Chordata, Actinopteri, Perciformes, Serranidae. Gene Ontology annotation, biological process: chemical synaptic transmission; behavior. Gene Ontology annotation, molecular function: melanin-concentrating hormone activity; type 1 melanin-concentrating hormone receptor binding. The record is from RefSeq and is a predicted model, not a curated record. The transcript is spliced from 2 exons.